AUGACGUAUGUCCCGGCUUCUUUCGCUCAGCGGACAUACUGUAGCGAGUCGCUGUCGCGCAGGCGCAUGUUGUUGGCUGAGUGCUUUCGAGCCAAAAACACAAAAGUCGCCCCUCUGGAGCUGCAGCGAAACUCGCUGUCCUCGCCGCGGUCGUCAACCACCGGGAGCUCGGGGCCGGCCUCACCGUUGUUCACAAAGUCGCCUCUGCCUCUCCCGGCCGCCACAGCAUCCGCGACCGCAGAACCCAAAGCCAUACGGAUGCUCCCGGCCCUGAGAAUGAGAUCACAGUCGACGCCGGUCUCCAAAACUGACGGCACACAGAAGCCAGCGCUGGCUCUUCAAGACAUCAUGCUGCAAUCGGGCACAAUCUCGGUCGGCAGCGUCACCAUGCUCAACGCCGGCACCCCGAACAAUGGGAUGCCGGGCAGCCCCUAUCCAAACUCCCCAUCGAUCCCGCCGCGCCGCAAGGGCGGCAUCGCCCCGAUUCCGGACCAGCAUUUCUCGGGAUACCCCACCUCUAUCGGCAAUCGCGGAAGCGCCACGUACAUGGCCGAGUGCCCUGCGGCCAGUCUCUCGGCGAAAUCUAUGACCUACAGCGAGUUUAUCAUGACAGACACCAACUCGAAAAAGCACCGGCGGAUCCUCUAUAUGAUACGCAAGCUCAAUGCCGAGAACCAAUCGCUGCAAGUGUCUGCUCGCGAAUCCGCGGUCUCCAAGCGAUCAAGCAGAGCGAGUUCUGCGGCUACAUCGCCUAUCGAAAAGUCACCCAAGGGCGAGGCUCCGUCCCCGAAGAAGAAACCCGCUGCACUCACCAAGCUCAACAACCUCAUCAUGAAAGGCAAAAGAAGGAAGAGGACACGAGCAGGGAUCUUCCACCUCCUCUUUCUGGCGAUCCGAGAUUUGAAGACCUCUCUGGCGUGCUCCUUGAUCGAGGACCUCUCCGCAGCAACCUUGAAGAAGAAGCGACCCGAAGAGUCCCGAAAGAUCUUCGUGAUGGCGAUGGUGAACUGCAUGGAGCCUGUCUGCAUGAUGAUGCUCGAGAAGGGCUUUCCGGUGAACGUCAACGCACCAGCGAUGGAGUCGAGGAAUCCGAGGUUUAUAUUCCCGUCGUACUUUGUGGUUGCGGUGGCUCUUGGCCUCGACAACGUGGUCCGCACGAUGAUCAAGAGGUGCAAUCCGAGCGUCGGAUGGUACAAUCUCACGCCCUUGCAUGUUGCCUGCUGCAAGGGCAACAUUGGCGUGGUCCAGGUGCUGAUAGAGCACAAUGCCGACAUCACCGCCGGCCUCCCACUGAGGGAGUAUACGCUCCUCCAGAAGCUGAAAAGCGACAAAUCCAAGGCCGUCCAGAGCAAGCAGAACAUUUUCUCGACCAUCAGGCAGUGGGGCUCAAGCCAGCCCAAGGUCGACGCUGUGGAUGACAAUCCAGCCUGGAAGGACGCCAAGAUCUUGCCGGUUGAGCUUGCGGCAGCAUGUGGGCAUAUUGAAGUGGUUCGAACGAUUCUGUCAAGGAUCGAUGGAAAAAUGCUGGCCAACUCGUGCUUCUCACUCCUUGUCCAGCGCGAUUUGGAGAUGAUGGUUCUCUUUAUCCGAAUCGGGGCCUCGGUGGAGAUGAAGGACUUUAAAGGCUCGACGCCGCUGCACCUGUGCGCACGCAUGGGUGUCCUGGAAGUGGCCAUCGGACUGGUGCAGCUCAAGGCCAAUGUUAACCAAAAGGGCGAAAACGGGUGGACUCCGCUCCAUGAAGCGAUGAGCCAGAAGCGGAAGAUGAUUGUCAAAUACCUACUCAUGUCUGGUGCUGAUAAAACUAUCGUGAACGAUGCCGGCGAGACUGCCGAGGAGCUGGGCGCACGAGUCGGGCUAUCCCACGAAGAGAUCGUGGCGCUCAUGGACUACAGCAAAGAGGCAGCAGAGCUCAAGGCGAUCGAGGAGAAUGUCAUUGGCUCCAUCAUCCGGAUCAUGACCGGGGUCGUUGACAUGGGCUCGCCAGGCGCGAAGAAAGGACCAAGGCGACGAACACUGUCGUCGUUCCUGCAAAAGAGCGCACUCAACGCCAGCCAAUCGUCCGUGGUGAUCACCAACACAUCUGUGGUCUCGCUCUCGAACGACGACUCCCAGUCGCCCGGACAGAGCCCAAAGAACUCGGUCCGAAGCCUCUCCAACCCGGCCGGCACAGCGUCGCCGAGCAAGGCCAGCUUCCUCAACAAGCUCAUGGGCAAAAAUAAGGAGCCGAAGGAGGGUGCCUCCGGGGGCUCCUGAUUGCCAGGAAGCAUGUGCUGCC
Polychytrium aggregatum is the source of this 2278-nucleotide messenger RNA. Its product is annotated as ankyrin repeat-containing domain protein. Gene Ontology annotation, molecular function: protein binding. The record is from RefSeq and is a predicted model, not a curated record. The coding region runs from base 1 to 2256 and encodes 751 amino acids. NCBI's taxonomy places the organism in Eukaryota, Fungi, Chytridiomycota, Chytridiomycetes, Polychytriales. The transcript is spliced from 9 exons.